Oncorhynchus masou masou (cherry salmon) is the source of this 7928-nucleotide messenger RNA. RefSeq names its product potassium channel, subfamily K, member 5a (gene kcnk5a). The transcript has 5 exons. Bases 339 to 1928 code for a protein of 529 amino acids. Gene Ontology annotation, cellular component: plasma membrane. The record is from RefSeq and is a predicted model, not a curated record. Gene Ontology annotation, biological process: potassium ion transmembrane transport; stabilization of membrane potential. Gene Ontology annotation, molecular function: potassium ion leak channel activity; outward rectifier potassium channel activity. NCBI's taxonomy places the organism in Eukaryota, Metazoa, Chordata, Actinopteri, Salmoniformes, Salmonidae.
UUUCAGUAGUAGCCUCGGCAUCUCCGUAGCCCGUAAUCAUUUACAACAGAACAGCGCACGUGGAGAACAAACUGCUGCACCGAAUAAACACGCAUCUGUGUUGACAUUUCAGCACAGCGUUCAUAUUCGCCCAGUUCGGAUACAUUUAUGUACACUUUCUGAUUAUUUGCACCAGAGCAAAUGUUACCAGAGGUAUUUUCGACAAGUUUUUCAAAAGACUCGUAAGGAAUAAAAGUCAAGCCGCACCAAAAGACUGUUGAGCAUGUGCUUGGUACAACACUUACACUUUUAAAUUGGGACCCCUCUCCCGCGAAUUUAUAAGUCGAGCCAUUGUAAGUAUGGUGGAUAAAGGUCCUCUAUUGACUUCUGCGAUCAUUUUUUAUCUGUCCAUCGGGGCAGCAAUAUUCCAAGUUCUCGAGGAACCGAAUUGGAAACUUGCUGCAAAACAGUACAAUGCACAAAGGGAUAAAAUACUAGAAGACUACCCCUGUCUCACCAAAGAUGACUUGGACAAGAUUUUGGAGGUGGUGUCGGAUGCUGCUGGACAAGGUGUCACCAUCACUGGCAGCAAGACUUUCAACAACUGGAACUGGCCCAAUGCUGUCAUCUUUGCUGCUACUGUCAUCACAACUAUAGGUUAUGGCAACAUUGCCCCCAAAACGUCAGCAGGACGGGUGUUCUGCAUCUUCUAUGGGCUCUUCGGGGUGCCACUCUGUCUUACCUGGAUCAGUGAGCUGGGGAAGUUCUUUGGAGGCAGGGCCAAGCACCUGGGUCAGUACCUUACCAAGAGAGGGGUUUCACUGCGAAAGGCCCAGUUCACUUGCACAGCCAUCUUUGUCCUUUGGGGUGUACUGGUCCAUCUGGUAAUACCCCCAUUUGUAUUUAUGUCUCAAGAGGGUUGGACCUAUGUGGAGGGCUUGUACUUUUCCUUUGUCACCUUGACCACGAUUGGCUUUGGUGACCUUGUAGCAGGCGUGGAUCCAAAUGCAGACUACCCCACUCUGUACCGUUACUUUGUGGAGGUGUGGAUUUACCUGGGUCUGGCCUGGCUCUCCCUGUUUUUCAACUGGAAGGUGCGCAUGGUCGUGGAGGCCCACAAGGCUCUGAAGAAACGUCGCAAGCGGCGCAAGCUCUCCCUUAACGAGCUGAGGAAUUACAAGGAGAGCCACAAGCCCCUCUACCUGCCGCCCACCGCCAACGACGUCAACAUCUUCAGCUUCCUGUCCAAGAAGCAAGAAGGCUACAACGACCUCAUCAAACAGAUUGGUGUCAAGAAAGAUGGUGGCGGGGACCACUGUGAUGGUAAUGAUGCCAGUAACAAGGCCAAGGAGGCGAACCGCUCCCAGAGCUGCAUCGACACGGUUACCUGCAACGGCAACACUAUUCUCAGCCUGGACCGCUCACCGCGGCAGAAGCGGCGCUACAGCUUCAGUGACCGCGUCACAGUGGCCUUCUCAAAGUCCAAGAACUACCUCCUGGGCUCGGAGAACGGGAUGCUGCUCACAGAGGACCAUGGUGAGGGUGAUUUGGACGGGGACCAGGAGAGGAUGUACGAGAACCAACUGGACAAAGAGGUGGACCAUGAGAGCGGAGGUGGCAGCCUGGGCGGUGGUGGAGGUUGCGGUAUGGGUGGUCGACGGCUGUGGGACUCCAAAGAGUACCAGUCCCUGAUCUUCCAGAAUGCGAAUAUCACUUUUAUUGACGAGGAGAACAUCCUCAACAACAACCUGGAGGAUGAGGACGAUGAUGCUAAAGCCAAGCUGUCAAUCACCACGUGCGACGAAAAUGUAGAGUCGGAGACUGACUCCAAAGAGGAGCAGGGCUCUGAAUCAGAAGAGUCCGUGUUCACCAGCGAUGGAUCAGAACAUGACCACUCUUAUGAGAAGCUUGUGGAGGAAUAUUCAAAGGAGGACAACACAGAGUCCUGAGGAACUGAACUGGUCUUGACUGAACUCAACUUGGAAUAAUCCCUCAUUUGUCAUCGCUAUGACAAAACAUUUUUUUACAAUUUAAGGCAUAGCCACAUUCUCGUUGAACUUGGAUCUAAUGAAGGAGAAAUAUUUUAAUAUUCUGUUAAUAUCAAAGACUGUGAAAUGAACAUUACAGGUUUUAUGUCUAUCACUCUGGUGCAUUUUUUCAGAUGUAAGUGCCCGUGUCUUAUGUUAAAAACCUUUCAUUGGAGUUGAACACAUCUUUCAUCUCUGAGUCUUUCAUACAAUUUUUUCUCAAAUACCAUGAGAACAUUUUGCUUAGUCAAUACAUCAGAUAAUAACAGGCUCACCAUUUAGUCAUUUUAACUAACGUUUAUUGCGAUAGCAGAAAAUACAUUAUACAAUUUUCAAAACGGAUCUUUUUGAAGUGCUGAAUCUAAGGAAUAAUUGAUCGUAUUGAAGAAUACUGGCUGAUGAAGGAUGACAAUGGACAAUGUAGUAACUAGGCACUAUACACUUCUGUUUCAGUAGUCUUCAGUUUUGAGCAUGUUAAUUCGGUUAUAGUUAAAUUAAGAAAUUACAAGAUAAUCAUAUAAAAAGUAAUGAAAAGCAGAUACUUGGAGUGGACAAGUGACUGUGAAUUUGUUUGUAAAAGCACUUAGUUUUGAAACAGCCAUUUUGAUUAAAUGUUUAGAUUUUUGUGCGAAGAAUUGUGAAAGUGUAAUAGACGCUUUUGAAAAUUGCACCAGAGUGAUUGAAAAAGACGAACAGUCUUCCCUCAAACGAUCAAAUAAUGUGUCUAUAUUAAACAAUGAGUUUAUGAACUUAUUAACUCCUACUAAAUGGAGUGACUUAUAAAGUUGUCCUACAUUAAUUCACUACUGUUUUCAGAAGAUAUGGUCGUUUAACAUUUGUUUGAAACAAGAUUGAGUUUUUCAAUCAAUUUGAGAUGUUGAUAUGAAAUAGCAAGGGUGAAUACAUUUUUCAGAGGAUUGCUCCUUACUUCUUUGAUUUAUAUUCACCAUAUUGGUGUUUUUUUGUGAUAUUUAUACAAUGAAGGAAAAUGCAGCCCUUUUGUUAAAGGGGCAAUCCACAGUUGCCACAUACAUUUUUGGACUUAUACAUUAUUGAUAUACACUGAGUGUACAGAACAUUAGGAACACCUUCCUAAUUUUGAGUUGCACCCCUUUUCGCUCUCAGAACAGCCUCAAUUCGUCAGGGCACUACAAGGUGUCGAAAGCGUUCCACAGGGAUGCUGGCCCAUGUUGACUCCAAUGCUUGCCACAGUUGUCAAGUUGGCUGGAUGUCCUUUGGAUGGUGGACCAUUCUUUAUACACAUGGGAAACUGUUGAAGCCCAGCAGCGUUGCAGUUCUUGACACACUCAAACCGGUGCGCUUGGCACCUACUACCAUACACAGUUCAAAGGCACUUAAAUACACUGCUCAAAAAAUAAAGGGAACACAAAAAUAACACAUCCUAGAUCUGAAUGAAUGAAAUAUUUUUAUUAAAUACUUUUUUCUUUACAUAGUUGAAUGUGCUGACAACAAAAUCACACAAAAAUUAUCAAUUAGAAAUCAAAUGUAUCAACCCAUGGAGGUCUGGAUUUGGAGUCACACAAAAUUAAAGUAGAAAACCACACUACAGACUGAUCCAACUUUGAUGUAAUGUCCUUAAAACAUCCCUACAACGCCUGGGCAUGCUCCUGAUGAGGUGGCGGAUGGUCUCCUGAGGGAUCUCCUCCCAGACCUGGACUAAAGCAUCCGCCAACUCCUGAACAGUCUGUGGUGCACCAACGUCAUGUUGGUGGAUGGAGCGAGACAUGAUGUCCCAGAUGUGCUCAAUUGGAUUCAGGUCUGGGGAAUGUGCGGGCCAGUCCAUAGCAUCAAUGCCUUCCUCUGGCAGGAACUGCUGACACACUCCAGCCACAUGAGGUCUAGCAUUGUCUUGCAUUAGGAGGAACCCAGGGCCAACCGCACCAGCAUAUGGUCUCACAAGGGGUCUGAGGAUCUCAUCUCGGUACCUAAUGGCAGUCAGACUACCUCUGGCGAGCACAUGGAGGGCUGUGCGGCCCCCCAAAGAAAUGCCACCCCACACCAUGACUGACCCACCGCCAAACCAGCUAUGCUGGAGAAUGUUGCAGGCAGCAGAACGUUCUCCACGGCGUCUCCAGACUGUCCGGUCUGUCACGUGCUCAGUGUGAACCUGCUUUCAUCUGUGAAGAGCACAGGGCGCCAUUGGCAAAUUUGCCAAUCUUGGUGUUCUCUGGCAAAUGCCAAACGUCCUGCACGGUGUUUGACUGUAAGCACAACCCCCACCUGUGGACGUCGGGCCCUCAUACCACCCUCAUGGGUGCCUGUAUGACCUCCCUACAACGCCUGGGCAUGCUCCUGAUGAGGUGGCGGAUGAUCUCCUGAGGGAUCUCCUCCCAGACCUGGACUAAAGUAUCCGCCAACUCCUGGACAGUUUGUGGUGCAACGUGGCGUUGGUGGAUGGAGUGAGACAUGAUGUCCCAGAUGUGCUCAAUUGGAUUCAGGUCUGGGGAACGGGCGGGCCAGUCCAAUGCCUCCCUCUUGCAGGAACUGCUGACACACUCCAGCCACCUGAGGUCUAGCAUUUUCUUGCAUUUGGAGGAACCCAGGGCCAACCGCACCAGCACAAGCGGUCUGAGGAUCUCAUCUCGGUACCUAAUGGCAGUCAGGCUACCUCUGGUGAGCACAUGGAGGGCUGUGCGGCCCCCCAAAGAAAUUCCACCCCACACCAUGACUGACCCACCACCAAACCGGUCAUGCUGGAGGAUGUUGCAGGCAGCAGAACGUUCUCCACAGCGUCUCCAGACUCUGUCACGUCUGUCCCAUGCUCAGUGUGAACCUGCUUUCAUCUGUGAAGAGCACAGGGCGCCAGUGGCGAAUUUGCCAAUCUUGAUGUUCGCUGGCAAGUGCCAAACGUCCUGCACGGUGUUGGGCACCGUGGAUGUCGGGCCUUUAUACCACCCUCAUGGAGUCUGUUUCUGACCGUUUGAGCAGACACAUGCACAUUUGUGGCCUGCUGGAGGUAAUUUUGCAGGGCUCUGGCAGUGCUCCUCCUUGCACAAGGGCGGAGGUAGUGGUCCUGCUGCUGGGUUGUUGCCCUCCUACGGCCUCCUCCACGUCUCCUGAUGUACUGGCCUGUCUCCUGGUAGCGCCUCCAUGCUCUGGACACUACGCUGACAGACACAGCAAACCUUCUUGCUACAGCUCGCAUUGAUGUGCCAUCCUGGAUGAGCUGCACUACCUGAGCCACUUGUGUGGGUUGUGGACUCCGUCUCAUUUCACCACUAGAGUGAAAGCACCACCAGCAUUCAAAAAUGACCAAAACAUCAGCCAGGAACGAAGAAGUGGUCUGUAGUCUCCACCUGCAGAACCACUCCUUUAUUGGGGGUGUCUUGCUAAUUGCCUAUAAUUUCCACCUGUUGUCUAUUUCAUUUGCACAACAGCAUGUGAAAUGUAUUGUCAAUCAGUGUUGCUUCCUAAGUGGACAGUUUGACUUCACAGAAGUGUGAUUGACUUGGAGUUACAUUCUGUUGUUUAAUUGUUCCCUUUAUUUUUUUGAGCGGUGUAUUUUGUCUUUCCCAUUCAUCCUCUGAAUGGCACACACAAUCCGUGUCUCAAUUGUCUCAAGGCUUAAAAAUCAUUCCUGAACGUGUCUCCUCCCCUUCAUCUAUGCUGAUUGAAGUGGAUUAAACAGGUGACUUCAAGAAGGGAUCAUGGCUUUCCCCUGGUUUCACCUUGUCAGUCUGUCAUUGAAAGAGCAUGUUUUGUACACAGUGCAUACUCAUUGAUUCUUGAAGAAUAUAACUAUAACAGCUGUCGUACCCCAUCACUAACUUGUUUUACUCUAGUGUUUGUAAACUAUAAAUGUAAACAAACACUUUAGCCUCAAAAACAUGGUUCAAACGAUGUUAUAUCAUGGAUGGUUCGUCCUUGUAUCCAUAGCUCUGCCUAUGAAUUUAAGAGUGGUUACGUUUCUACAUCCCUUCCCUCAGCUUUUUUCCAGAACAGUGGGGGGUUAACUGCUUUGCAACUAUUUGCGUAUUGGCCCACUUUAAUUGCAUACUGGCGUAAAUGUCUCUCAUUGCACAAGUUCAUCAACUGGUGAGUGCAGUGUAAAAUCCAUUUCAAUGCAGAUUAAUGUUGACCACCUUAGCCAAGCCCUUGUCCUUGAAGAGGUUGAGUGGUUUUGCGUGCAAUUUUCCCUCUCCCUUUGUUUUCUUAUCAUUUCUUUGUUUCACUAAGUGAAACCCAUGUUUACUUUUAAUGUCUGAGAUUGAUAUUUUUUUUAACUGCAUUUUUUAGGGGUCAAAUUCUGAACAUGAAUACCAUUUUGAGAGUUUCCUGAACCAAUUAGAUCCAACCUGGAAAGUGAAACUUUGAAGUGUUUUUUUUGGACCAAUGCAGAGUAGACUUGCGUGCAAAAUAGGGAUUAGUGUUCCAUUAGACAUUUCAGCCGAAAGGUGGGAUAUCCAUAAGUGCCCCAUUCAUUGUAUUCAUGUGACGCGUUCUUACACGCUAGUUCUGCGACACGGCACAGAACCACCUUGAGUUUAGAGUCUGGUUUCCUAGUGUAAAGUUUUUUUUUUUUAGUCUCACUUUGUCUCAUGGCUUUUUCUCUGUUAUUAUUUUGUAAAAAUGUUAUGGUCCCUUGCCUCUUUUGAAUGUUGAAUCGGCUCAUUUGAAAUGGUCUUCGUAAGGAAUUUUUCCAGUCACAAUAUUAAUUUUCUCACGUAAUCUCUCCUCCUUUUUAUUUACUGUCUCCCGUUUAAGAGACCUUUCGUAUUUGCCAUGUAAACAUUGGAAAAGUGCCCAUCAGUAGCCACCCGCUCUGCUUUGUCCAGGACAUGGCCUUGCUACCUGUAUUUACUCUUGGGGGCUCGUGCUGGUGUGAAUGCCUGAAAUGUAACUCAUGUGGGCGGUCAAGGUUAACACGUGACAGCGUAAUGCUCCCUUAGCAUAAGGUUAGUCAUGAGACAAGGAGGCAGCAAUGUCAGUGUUCACUGUUUGUUUUCCUCUGUGUUCAUCCACAGCGAUUGCUCCCCCCUCCCCCCGCACAAAAACCUUACUCUGCAAAUUAUAUAAGUGUUGUGCAAUAUUAAGGAUACCCAUACCAUUUGCUCACAACUAGUGUUUUUUCCCCUUCCCAGAAGAUUCAGUUGAGUCUGACAUGUCUUGUUCGUGGACAGAUACCUUUCAUCUUGUUAUUUGCCUGCUAUCCAUAUUGAAUCCACACUCCUCUACAUUCUGACUCUUGAAUGUUGUUUCUAAUGUGCUGAAUACAGCAUGGAUCCGAUAUGGAUACCAGGUGACCUUAUUAGUGCAUAUCUGUACUUUCUUCAUCAGGAAAAAAACUAGUUGCUAAUAUGGCCCCAAUUGUAUUACAAUGGUGUUCAUGAGCAUAAGCGCUUAAUGCUCCAUGGCUGUGUUAGCGUAAUCUUUAGUGUUGCUUACAUUAUCUUAGUGUUUAUUUUUAGAGUGUGUACAUUUUGUGUGCACCGACACCAGAUGUAAAUGUCCUAUCAUCACACUUUCACCAUCUACAGUAAAAUGGUACAUUAUAUUCACAUCUUUCUACAGAACAGGUAUGUGAACUACUGGAAAAUGGUUAGUGUGUUCCAGAAAAUUGUCCAACUGUCUGUUAGAAUUUAACUCUGUACUCGAUCUGAGGCUACACCAGUCACAAAUGGUUUCACCAGACCACUUGAGUGCAGCAUUGUUUUAAUGCAGCUAUGGUACUUUUCUAGAUUCUGAUUAAAUUAAACCGUUUUAAAUGUUUCAACAUUAUCAACAAAGAACAAGUUAUGUUGGUUGGACUAUGUUUUAAGUUUUACUCCUCAUUGCUACUUUGUGUAAAAUGUACUCCAUCUUUUGUUUUUAUUAUUAAAUUAUUGCAAUUUUUAUGAUUGUUUUGUACAUGAAAUCACAGCAACUGUAUAUAUUUCAUUUUGAAUAAACAUUUAUAAAGUG